This is a messenger RNA of Zootoca vivipara (common lizard), 5713 nucleotides long. RefSeq names its product STEAP family member 1 (gene STEAP1). The record is from RefSeq and is a predicted model, not a curated record. Lineage: Eukaryota; Metazoa; Chordata; Lepidosauria; Squamata; Lacertidae. Gene Ontology annotation, cellular component: plasma membrane; endosome.
GCGGGGCUUACGGACACUUGGCCGCCAAAUGCAGACGGCGCGGACGGCGACAUCUUUACGCCAAGCGCAACAGUUUACAAGAGUGAUUCUCCCCCCCCCUCCCCCUUUAAGCAAACAAGACAACUUUGGCCGGCGACUCCCUUCAAGAUCCGCCGGCUCCUGAAGCGAAGGAAAGGCGGAGCCGACCAGGCAGGGAGAGAUGCCGAAGGCGGGGCUGCCAAGGGCGGGGUAGGCGGCUGCAUGUCGAGCGGGCUCCGGAGAGGAGCCGCUAGUCUAGGUAACUCCGCGUGCCGGUUCGGGAUCGCGUCGCCCCGGGCCCAGAGACGGAGAAAAGUUGUUAGAUCCUCUUGCCUUAGAGCACAGGACAGUCAUUGGUCAAGAACAUGGAUCAGAAUGAAGAUCAGAAAAUGAAUCCCGAAAGAACUUGGGAGAAUUUCAACAAUUUGAUGAUGGAUUUACAAGUAGUUGGCACACCAGAUGCUCUCCCCCACGUUCAUAAAAGAAUCUAUAUUGAUGAGUUUGACUGUCCUCCCAGUAAGCACUGCGAGCACGACCUUUUCCCUAAAUGGCAUUUGCCGGUGAAGACCGCAUUGGUACUGUCCUUGUUAACCUUUAUCUACACUUUCCUAAGGGACGUCAUCCAUCCCUUUGUAACUAAUCAAGGAAAUGCAUUUUAUAAAAUCCCAAUCCUGGUCAUAAACAAAGUCUUACCAGUGGUUUCGAUUACCCUGCUGGCUCUGGUUUAUUUACCAGGAGUACUGGCUGCAGGUUUUCAGUUCCACUAUGGAACCAAGUAUAGACGUUUUCCACAAUGGUUGGACAGAUGGAUGUUAUCGAGGAAACAGUUUGGACUUCUUAGCUUCUUCUUUGCCUCGUUACAUGCCUGCUAUAGCUUGUGCUAUCCAAUGAGGAGAUCCUACAGAUACAAACUCUUGAACUGGGCAUAUCAACAGGUGAAGCAGAAAAAGGAAGAUGCCUGGAUUGAACACGAUGUCUGGAGAAUGGAGAUUUAUGUGUCUCUAGGAAUUUUGGGGCUUGCUCUACUGGCUGUAUUGGCAGUAACAUCAAUUCCAUCUGUCAGCCACUCGCUGACCUGGAGAGAGUUUCAUUAUAUCCAGAGCAAGAUGGGACAUUUAGCUUUGCUGCUGUGCACCAUUCAUGCAUUAGUGUUUGCAUGGAAUAAGUGGAUUGACAUAGGCCAGUUUAUAUGGUAUACUCCCCCUACUUUUAUGAUGGCAGUCAUUCUUCCAAUUGUGGUUCUGACUUGUAAAGCUAUCCUGCUUUUGCCAUGCCUUAGGAAGAGACUAGAGAAGAUCAGAUCUGGUUAUGAUGCUAAUGCUCAGGCAAGUAGGACACAGAUAACUUCCAGACUGUAGAUUUUAAAUGUGCAUGUACUUUGCUGUCCAUAUUCAGCUUUGUUUUUUUAAAAAAAAAAAUACCAUAAGGAAACGGUCAUCUUUAUUUUUACAUAGAGUAAUCUGCACUGAGUUCAGUAGGACUUCUGGGUGUGUUUUUUUCUACUGAUGGAUUUUAAAAUAUCUUACUUCACUAUAGGUAGUUUUCUGAAAAUUUACUUAACAUUACAAGUUUACAUGAGCUUAGGGUAAAGUAUGCAUGUGGAAAUUAAAAUCUCAGGUGAACUUCACUUUAAAAAUACCAAAUAUUUUUCAAUACAAUUACAGCAAUGACAACCUUCUCUUCAGGGAAACUGGAAUAAUAACACGACUGUUCACAUCAGAUCUAAAAUAAAACAUGCAAUACAAUAAAUAAUGCAUAACACUUUAAAAUGCAAACACAGAGCUGCCUUGCCGGAAACAGCUUCUCAGUUGAUUUCAGUGGCUGGAGUAGAUCAGUAUGCACAUGCUUUUGUGCUUAAUGAGAUCCAAGUGCAUAUCUAGAUCAUGGGAUGCACCCAGAUUACUUAAUAAGUUAAACACCACAGAACCUUUGUAGCAAACCAAGGUCAGCCUUAAGAACAUAAGAAGGCCUUGCUGGGUUUAGACCAGGAUCCACGCAGUCUUGCAUACUGCUCUUAGAAUCCUUUUUAAAUUCACCUGAGCUACUUGCAAUCACCACAUUUUUGCGCCAGUAAAUUCCAUAAGUUAAAUACUAGGGGCUGGAUCCUGGGCUUCUUCCAUUCACAGGAGGGAUUCCUAUGCAGUGGAAAUCCCUGCUGUUUUUCUGCUGCAGUCUCCUGCAUCACUUCCCUUGCUGUUUCAGGAGGUUCCUAACCCUCUGGAUCAGCUUUUUUUCAGGCUGAUGGUGAAUGAGGAUUUGGCAGAAAAUUGAAAUUCCUAUUCCACUGGCAAGAUAAUUCCUUGAAUUGGACCCCACUCAUGGGAAGGCUGAUUCCCACCCAUGCCCUUUUUUUUGGUCCUGGACUUCUGUGACUCAGCUUUCUUGGGUGAAUGCAGAUUACAGUGUUAAGAGAGAGCUGAUUAACCACAUAAAUUGUUUUAUUUUACUUCUAUAAAAACUAAUAUGUGUAUUAAAGAGUAUUUGAUAUGGAUUGGUCUGGAAUAUAUUUUGCAAUUUGAUUUUUUUAGAAGACAUUUUUCCAUAGUGAGGUGGGAAUUGAGCCCUUCACCAACAGUAAUUUGGAUCCCAAAGAAUUGUUUCACUUUGAAACUCUUGCCUCUAUUCUGCGUUUCUUAAAAUUAUGUUGUAAAUUGAGUACUGUAAAUAAGAAUUCAGCUAUACUUGUAGAAAAUGUGUCUUUUCACAUUUAAAACAAUAAAACUUCUAUACUCCAGCAGUUUUAUAUAUAAAAAAAGAUUUGUCUGUCUUUUUAGAUGGUUUGUUUUUUGAAAAUUGGCAGAGGCCAAUAAAUAGUUGGUUGAAGACAGUGAGUCAGUAACUGUUAAACAAGAUAAAUUUAGCAAAGUAGACUUUCAUAUGUGGAAGUAAUGAGAAGUGCCGCACACUUUCAUGAAAGUUACACAAUUCACCCAAUGCUAUGGAAUUAACCCUGAGAUGAGUUCUCUCAUCCAUAGUCAGAUCAAACAAAGGAGAAACAACCUUCGACACAUUAUGGGUUGUGUCCAAUAGGCUUCACCCACCAAUGCAAGUCCGUUUGAUCCAGUGAAGGCUUCCAUUAGCAGACUGGGGAGGGAGACUAUUUUUAAUUAUUUCCCUCUGCAGUCCUCCAAACAGUCUCUGGAAUGUUGAGCAACCCAUUGACACAGCAAGAAAGGUGCCAUGAGCGAGUCCUCUCCAUUCUCCUGAUGAAAGGUCCUCUGACCCAACAGAGACUUCCAUCAGAAUAACACCACCAUUGGAUACAAUCCAAUUCCCUUACUGGAUUGGGAACCUGUUGUGCAGAAAAGAUUUGCAUCCAGAUAGAUGAGCAGUGCAAGUUCAUCUAACGUGGUGCAGCCCAUUCAUUUGCAAACUGUGAGUGGAGAUGUGCAUCAUUGUUAACAAUUAUACCAUCCCAGCUGCAUGUGCCUUGAUCAUGGUUAAACUGGGCUUUGAAAUUACAACACAGGAAUUAUUUAUUAGUAAAGUGCUUAACCAUUAACCUAGUAAGACACAAAACAGAUGUGGGGGAGAGAAGGAACAGGAAACAUGCUGGUGCUAGUCCUUUGUAAAGCUAUAUACCGUAUAUUUGUAGUGAUCUGCUGGAGUCGCUAAUGUGGGAGACAGGUCAGUCUCGCUUUUCCAUCUGCUGCACCCAGGUAGAUCAGCUGUUUAUAGUAGAAGGCAUAUCUGGGAUAGGAGGAGCCACUAAGACCUAUAAUAAAAAGACUGCUGAUUCAUGGUCACACGACUCCAACAAGCUAGAUGGUGAUCACGGUUAUAAAACAAUUCCAUUUCCUGCAAACAGUCUCUGGGCACUUAAUACUGUAGCACAGCUGAAGGUAAGCAAGUAAGGAUCUGGUCAAGAUUGCCAAGAGCAGGACACAAGUAUGUUGAGUUGUACAUGGUUUGGGGGUGCUGGAUCCAUUGCCGUCACUUUAGGCUCAGGUGUUUUUGGUAGCGUGGAGUGCCUUUUAUCAGCUUCAGUGGGUGGUACCUUCAUCUGGGCAGGGGUAACCGAACUUCUGCCAUCUGCUCUGGUAACCUCUAAGUUAGAUUAUUGCAACGUGUUCUAUGUAAGGCUGCCUCUGAGGGUGGUUUGUCAACUUCAGCGGCCAUGUUGCUCACUGGAGAAAGAUGAUUUGAGCAUAUUACACCAAUCCUGGCCCAACUUAACUGGCUGCCAGUUAGUUUCCAGGCCCAAUUCAAAGUGCUGCGAUCAUCAUCUGAGGUCCUUUGUGUGUCUCCUCCGUGAGAGAUCCAGACAGUUGGCAACACGAGAACACGCAUUUUCUGCGGUGGCUCGCCAUUUGUGAAAUGUUCUCCCCAUGAAGGCUCGCCUUGCACCUUCAUUAUACAUCUUUAGUUGCCAGGCAAAAACAUUUUACCUCUUCCAAACCUUCGGAUAAUUAAACAACCUAUGGCCUUUAAAACUCUGGAGUAUGUUAUUUUUGUUAUUAUGUUAUGUAUUUCUGUGUUUUUAUAAAUAAAUAGACAUUAAAUUAAGAAGAAGCAAAAAAAUAUAUCAAAACAUCUUAUUUUUUUAUAAAUAAGCCAAGUCUGUGCAGUCCUUAAUAUAGGAGGACUUGUUUUUUGUUUAGAUUUUGUGUUUGCAAAAGUCCAAGUCCUUCCCCUGGGCAAACUACUUGAUUUUUUUUUUCAUAGCAAGCAUUGCAAUCAAAACCUGUUUUAGCUUCCUGUCAGAUAAGUUUGUGACUCAACCAAGCACUGUGACACAGAAAACUGAAGAGUCUGACCUUUUAUUGUUGAAAAGUGAUGAAGGUUUCAGUACACUACAAUUCUCUAUGUCAGUAAAAGAACAAAAAAGAAACUCAAAAGUGUGCAGGAUGCAAUUGUUUAGGAAAACAUUAGAGAACUAUGGCUGUAACCAGGCCCAUGGGGGGGGGGGCAGCUGGGUCCUCUUGCCCCAGGCAUUGGAGGGCUAUGGUAGGGUUGCCAUACAGCUUUGGCCACCCCCACUCCCCAACUAUAAAGCUUUUCUGUCCGGAUUUUCACCGCUUGAAAUAUGGCAACCCUAGCAGCAGGGACCGGCUGCUUUUUUGUUUGAGUUUAUAACCUUAUUCUAAGAAGACUCCCGCCCUGGGCCUCAGACAAGCUCUGCACAGGCCAAACAACAAUAUUUAAUACUGGUUAGAUUAAUCCGUGGGUGAGGAACCUUAGGCCUGAGGGCCAAACAAACUUCACCAUCUGCCUGUUGGGACUCUCCUCAACCACAACCUUCACUAUUAUGGCUUACCACCCUUCCUCAGGUGUUACUUGUCUGGCUAAAAUAUGUCCUUGACCUCUGGUAAUGUUGCUUGACUGAGUAGAGGAUAGAGGGGAGUUUCUGUAGAAACUAGCUUGCUGUAUAAAGGUAAAGUUUACAUUUCCUGUUCUAUCCACUUUUGCCUCUGCACCUGCCCACCCCUUGAAAGGUUGUCCAGGAGAGAAUGUGGCCCUCAGACCACAAAAAGGGUUCUGCACCCAUAAAUUAAUCAAUUUAAAAUGUUAAAAUGGCAUCCCGCUAAUUGAGUAGCACAUUUUGCAAAAAUGAUGUCAAUGUUCCUUCUAUAGUAAACUUUUUCAUACUGUGUUUUAUGUUGUGUGAGCCACCUGGAGAGGGCUACGCCUUAAAAGGCAGCCUAUAAAUUAUGUUUAUGAAUAAAGAAAAUAAAGGUUGUGAAUGUGCCACAGA